Molecule: messenger RNA, 710 nt
Organism: Arachis ipaensis
Lineage: Eukaryota; Viridiplantae; Streptophyta; Magnoliopsida; Fabales; Fabaceae
Biological process (GO): proton motive force-driven ATP synthesis
Molecular function (GO): proton transmembrane transporter activity
Source: RefSeq, a predicted model, not a curated record
AAAAGGGUAAUCCUUGAACACUGAGUUGGUCAUCUGUUAGCGGUAGAAACGGUAGCCAAAGUAACUGAAUUCAACAUCUUCACUAAGAUUGUGAAAUUAUGAGUUAUUCUUGUCAGAACAAUUCUGUUACUAAUUGAGGUGCCAUAUGGCAGCAUGUCCUUAUAUAUAUAACUAUAGACUAUAAUGAGUAUGAUCCAAUAAUUGAAAUAGAGCCUCCAUUUAGAAUCUCCACAUGAUUAUUAUGAUAAAUUUUGCACCUUUAGUUUAGAUCAUAUUCAUGGCAUCAAGGAUUCCUCAGUUGCAAUCAAAGGUGACACAAGCCUCUCAAGUUGUUGCUAAGAAUGGAGGUUCCUACUACAAGCUAUUGUUGGAACAGAACAGACACUAUAUCCAAGAGCCUCCCACCAUUGAAAAGUGCCAAUCAUUGGCUAAACAAUUGUUUUAUACUCGCCUUGCAAGCAUCCCUCUUCGGUACAAUUCAUUCUUGAAGGAUCUGGAUUAUGUAAAGAACAUAGUGAAGAACAGACAUGAUCUAAACAUAGAAGAUGUUGGCAUUGGUGCUUUGUUUGGACUAGAGUGUUUUGCAUGGUUCUGGGGGGGUGAGAUUGUUGGUAGAGGAUUCACAUUCACUGGCUACUAUGUUUAACUAUUUCAAUCAUUAUUCAAUAUUCAUUCAUCUAUUGACAUUGCUAGUGAGAUCAUUUUCAUCA